This is a messenger RNA of Euleptes europaea (tarantolino), 894 nucleotides long. It is a transcript of the gene SLC39A2, whose product is annotated as solute carrier family 39 member 2. The record is from RefSeq and is a predicted model, not a curated record. The coding region runs from base 1 to 894 and encodes 297 amino acids. Gene Ontology annotation, molecular function: zinc ion transmembrane transporter activity. NCBI's taxonomy places the organism in Eukaryota, Metazoa, Chordata, Lepidosauria, Squamata, Sphaerodactylidae. Gene Ontology annotation, biological process: zinc ion transmembrane transport. The transcript has 4 exons. Gene Ontology annotation, cellular component: plasma membrane.
AUGGAUCCGUUGCUGGGUGUGAAAAUUGGCUGCCUGGUGGGCCUGCUGGUAGUCCCUCUGCUUUGCGGACUCAUCCCAGCGCAAGUCCAGUGGUUCCAGAUCAACAUGGCCAGAGGGAAGCAUCGGCGCAUCCUUAGCUUUAUAGGCUGUUUUGCAGCUGGGGUCUUCCUUGGGGCCUGCAUUAUGCACAUGGUGGCUGACGCAUUGGGUGACAUCAAAGAGGAAAUUGAAAAGCGACAGCAGCAGGAUACUCUCGUCCUGAAGCAGAACGUGACUUCUGGAGGUGACGAUUCCGAGGGAUACCCGUUUGGAGAGCUCAUCAUCUCGUUCGGCUUCUUCCUGGUGUUUUUCAUGGAGAGUGUGGUGCUGUCCUGCUGCCCUCGGGCCGUCCAUUCACACGGUGACCCCGAAGCCCAUGAUGACCCCAAGGGAGUGCCCGAGUCGCACAGCUCCUUCCGGGCAUUCAUACUCUUCCUCUCCCUCUCCUUCCACUCCGUCUUCGAGGGCCUGGCCAUCGGCGUGCAGAAGGAGCAGACGGGGGCCGUGCAACUCUGCCUGGCCGUGCUGAUCCACAAGGCCAUCGUGGCCUUCAGCCUGGCCUUGAAGCUGGUGCAGAGCGCCACCAAGGCCCGGUGGAGGCUUCUGUACCUAGUGGUCUUCGCCCUCAUGUCCCCCGCUGGCAUCGCGAUAGGCAUCGGGGUGUCGCUUUCGAAAGGCGACGGGACUGGUCUGGCUCAGGCUGUGCUGGAAGGGGUGGCUGCCGGGACGUUCCUUUACGUCACCUUCCUGGAGAUCCUGCCCUACGAGCUGCGCUCGCAAGAGAGCCCUCUUGUCAAGUUCUCCUUCAUUGGUUUUGGCUUCUUCGUCAUGGCUGUCAUCGCCAUUUGGGCCUGA